This is a messenger RNA of Mauremys reevesii (Reeves's turtle), 1305 nucleotides long. Its product is annotated as pyroglutamylated RF-amide peptide receptor-like. Gene Ontology annotation, molecular function: neuropeptide Y receptor activity; peptide binding. Gene Ontology annotation, biological process: G protein-coupled receptor signaling pathway. The record is from RefSeq and is a predicted model, not a curated record. The transcript has 6 exons. Lineage: Eukaryota; Metazoa; Chordata; Testudines; Geoemydidae. Gene Ontology annotation, cellular component: membrane. The coding region runs from base 1 to 1305 and encodes 434 amino acids.
AUGGAGAGGAGACUGAACGUGACCCCGGAGGCGCUCAACAGGCUCCUGGAGGAGCACAACAUGACCAGGGAAGAGUUCAUUGCCGCCUACGGCCUCAAACCCCUCGUGUACAUCCCAGAGCUGCCCCCCAGUGCCAAGGUUGUCUUCCUGGUGCUCUACAUCAUCAUCUUCGCACUGGCUCUUCUGGGCAACAGCCUGGUGGUCUACAUCAUCAUCCGGCGGAAAGCCAUGAGAACAGCCACCAAUAUUUUCAUCUGCUCCCUGGCUUGCAGUGACCUGCUGGUCACUUUCUUCUGCAUCCCUUUCACUCUCCUGCAGAACGUCUCCUCCGAAUGGCUAGGUGGCCCUUUUGUGUGCAAGAUGGUCCCCUUCAUUCAGACCACCGCAGUUGUGGCCAGCACCCUUACCAUGACAUGCAUUGCUGUAGAGCGGUACCAAGGAAUAGUUCACCCACUGAAGAUGAAGAGACAGUACACAAACAAGAGAACCUACAAAAUUCUAGGAUUUGUAUGGACGAUUGCGGUCAUUGUUGGGUUGCCCAUGCUGUACGUUCAGACUCUGGAGGUGAAAUAUGACUUUCUCUAUAAUAUUCACCACGUCUGCUGCCUGGAGUCCUGGCAUAGCAUUGAGCUGCGCCGAGCCUACGCAAUCUUUAUCCUGGUGGCCUUGUUUCUGGUCCCACUCACUGCCAUGCUGAUGCUCUACUCCCGGAUAGGAUACGAGCUGUGGAUCAAGAAACGGAUUGGAGACUCUUCGGUGCUGAAUGCCCUGAGUCGCCACGAAAUGGCUAAAAUAACAAGGAAGAAGAAACGAGCCGUGAUGAUGAUGGUUAUUGUAGUGCUGUUCUUCGCUGCAUGCUGGGCACCUUUUCACGUUGUUCACAUGUUGUUUGAAUACAAUAACCUGGAGGAAAGCUACGAUGAUGUCACUGUAAAGAUAAUCUUUGCCAUCGUCCAGGCCGUUGGGUUCUUUAACUCUUUCAACAACCCCGUGGUCUACACUUUUAUGAACGAGAACUUCAAGAAGAGCUUCGUGGCUAUUCUCUUCUGCAGCUUGCGGAGCUCCGAGCCAGCCGACAAGCAGGAGAGCCAGCAGCUGGAAAGGGCCAAAAUGGGACCCUCGACCUGUUGCAUCAGGAAGGAGGGCAGAAGCUUGCACAGCCACCUGAGUGCAGAGAACCUGGAACUGAGACUCUGUGAGCGGGUGCCAUCCGCGAAGCUGGAGUCAGUGCUUUCAGUGGCGGUCAUUACCUACCCCAUGGUGAGCGCCCAUAAGGAGAUACUGCCCAAUGGACAGUCAGCAUGA